This is a messenger RNA of Rangifer tarandus platyrhynchus (Svalbard reindeer), 1005 nucleotides long. The record is from the annotation of a GenBank genome assembly. Lineage: Eukaryota; Metazoa; Chordata; Mammalia; Artiodactyla; Cervidae.
AUGAAUCCUUCAUUCUUCCUGACUGUCCUUUGCUUGGGAGUAGCCUCAGCUGCUCCAAAACUUGAUCCAAAUUUAGAUGCACAUUGGCACCAGUGGAAGGCAACGCACAAGAGGUUAUAUGGCAUGAAUGAAGAAGGAUGGAGGAGAGCAGUGUGGGAAAAGAAUAAGAAAAUAAUUGACCUGCAUAAUCAGGAAUACAGCCAAGGGAAACAUGGCUUCACCAUGGCAAUGAAUGCCUUUGGUGACAUGACCAAUGAAGAAUUUAGGCAGGUGAUGAAUGGUUUUCGAAAUCAGAAGCAUAAGAAGGGGAAAGUGUUCCGUGAACCUCUCCUUAUUGAUGUCCCCAAAUCUGUGGAUUGGACUAAGAAAGGCUAUGUAACUCCUGUGAAGAAUCAGGGUCAGUGUGGUUCUUGUUGGGCAUUUAGUGCCACUGGUGCUCUUGAAGGACAGAUGUUCCGGAAAACUGGCAAACUUGUUUCGCUGAGUGAGCAGAACCUGGUGGACUGCUCUCGGCCUCAAGGCAAUCAGGGUUGCAAUGGUGGCCUCAUGGAUAAUGCCUUCCAGUAUAUUAAGGACAACGGAGGCCUGGACUCAGAGGAAUCUUAUCCAUAUCUUGCAACGGACACAAAUAGCUGUAACUAUAAGCCUGAGUGUUCUGCUGCCAAUGACACCGGCUUCGUUGACAUCCCUCAGCGGGAGAAGGCCCUUAUGAAGGCAGUGGCAACUGUGGGCCCCAUCGCUGUUGCUAUUGAUGCAGGCCAUGCAUCCUUCCAGUUCUAUAAAUCAGGUAUUUAUUAUGAUCCAGACUGCAGCAGCAAAGACCUGGAUCAUGGUGUUUUGGUGGUUGGCUAUGGCUUUGAAGGAACAGAUUCAAAUAACAAUAAAUUUUGGAUUGUCAAGAACAGCUGGGGUCCAGAAUGGGGCUGGAAUGGCUACGUAAAAAUGGCCAAAGACCAGAACAACCAUUGUGGAAUUGCCACAGCAGCCAGCUAUCCCACUGUGUGA